AUGGAAAGUGACGAAGAAUUCGAAAGAAGAAGAGCGAUUAUUUUGGAGGAAUGUUCGCAUAUAAUUGGGGUGAACGGCGUGGCUCGUUACAACAGGGAGACGUUUAAACAACUGUUGCUAGACCUGGCGUUGAUGGAAAAACUCUUUUCGCUGUUCGACCGGAAUCGGGAUAAAAUAUUGACGCAGGACGAAUGGAUUGAAUUCCUGAAAGCGAGAUUGAAGAACGAAAAGCAGAAUGAUUUCAUUUGCCAAAUCGAGAGCACUGCGUAUAAAAUAUGCGGCGAUAACCCGAUCACUCUUGCGAAUUUCCAACAAAUAUUUUCGACCAAAGAGAUCAGCGAUAAAUUAUUUCGACGGAUCGAUCAAGAGAACGUGGGAUACGUGACAUCUUCUCAAAUCAUGGAAUUUCUUUCUAGCAUCAGCGAUACAAGGCGGCCAGCUGGUUUUGAUAAACGUAGCCUGGAAUGGUUGGAAAUGAUUUUUAAACAAACGGUGGGCAACGAGAAAGAAAUUCGUCGCGAAGAAUUUAAUAAAAUCGUCACUUCGAAGAACCCGUUCUUCACCGACAGGGUGUUUCAAAUUUUUGACAAGGACAACUCCGGGACGAUAUCUCUUCAAGAAUUUCUCGACGCGAUGCACGAGUUCGCGGGGAAAACGCCUGACGACAAGAUCAAAUUCCUUUUCAAAGUUUACGACAUAGAUGGCGAUGGACUGAUACAAUUGCGCGAAUUGGAGCACGUGAUGCGAGCUUGUAUGGAAGAGAACGGAAUACAAUUCAGCGAAGAGCAGAUCGCGGAGUUGACUGUGGCACUGUUCGACGAUGCCGAUCGGGCUAACCGAGGUGCGAUCAACGUCGAGGCUCUCAAGAGACAGUUAGAGAAACACGAGGGUUUGUUAGAAAAUUUAUCGAUCAGUAUCGAUCGAUGGCUGGUUCCCCCAAAGCCGAAAUCAGAAAAGAAGUCACGCCUGUUCACCUCGUUGCUUCCUUAUCAAUUAACUAAACCCUACAUAAAAAACAAUUACGUCUAUAUUGUUUCCAUUAUAAUUUUUAUAUCGAUCAACGUAGCUCUGUUCGUAUCGAGACUCUACGAAUAUAGAGCAACGAAUGGCUACACUAUGCUCGCCCGCGCUUGUGGUCAGUGUUUGAAUUUCAACUGCACCUUUAUCCUAGUACUCGUCCUGCGUCAGUGCAUCACCUUUUUACGGACUCACGGAUUUAAUUCCGUGUUACCGCUGGAUCAGCACAUCUAUCUUCACAAGAUAACCGGAGUUCUGAUCGGCAUCUUCAGCGUAGUGCACACCCUGACGCACCUCUUAAACUUUGGUACGAUUGUGAUCUAUGAUGAAAUCCUUAAUGAAAACAAUUAUACCAUGUCCGAAUGGGUGUUAACGGGCCGUCCAGCUAAAUUCGGUCUCGUCGAUGGUUACGCCAACCCAACUGGGAUUAUUCUUAUCUUCAUUCUUGCCGUAAUGAUGAUGUGCUCAAUGCCGUUCGUCCGACGCGGCGGAUGCUUCGAGAUAUUUUAUUGGUCGCACUUGCUGUACAUUCCCUUUUGGAUACUGUUGAUAUUGCACGGGCCGAAUUUCUGGAAAUGGUUCGUGGGACCCGGCACGAUUUAUCUUCUGGAGAGGACCCGGCGAAUCGCAUCUUCGCGUUCCGAACUGGGGAAAACGUACAUAAGUUCUGGUCUCCUGUUGCCGUCGAAAGUGACCCACUUGGUGAUCAAGAGACCACCGCAGUUCGAUUUUCAUCCUGGUGAUUACGUGUUCGUGAAGAUUCCUGUUAUAGCUCGGUACGAGUGGCACCCGUUCACCAUUAGCAGUGCCCCGGAACAGGAAGACUAUAUAUGGCUUCACAUACGAGCGGUAGGCGAAUGGACCAACAGCCUAUACUCGUACUUUGAAAGGGAGCAGAUGAGACUCCGAAGCAAUGACGUGUUCCCGAUCGAUUGUGGCAGCUGCAGCACCGUGAACGAUUGCCGUUCAGAGAAAAUAUUCUUUGAUGAAAAAAAUGCAAACGUACAUUUGCCCUCUUCGACAAACGGAAAUCAUGCAGGUUUCGAUAAUCCUAUGUUCCUCCGUGAUAAUGGAAAGACGAUGCAAUCGCCACAUUCUACAACCGAUAUGAUGGAAACUAAAUUAUCGAAGCUGUCGCUUAACCGGAAGCUUCAUCGUUCGUUGCUCGCCAGUAAAAUGCCUCUGGAGAAGUCUAGUUCGGUUCCCGAUAUGUUAACUGGGAGAAGAAGGAAAGACAAAUUGAUAGCGCUUCGCGAUUACUCAAGAUCGGAGUCGGAGAGGAAUUUCGAUGUACGUCAGAUACGUUACGCGCGUAUGAAGUCCUUAGAUCAAGCUUACUCUAGCCCGCAGAACAGAGGACUGGCGCAAAGCUUUAGGUACAUGCGGACCAAACCCACGAUAAUUGCUUUUAGGACACCGAGCAUGGACAGUAACGUUCCUGACACAGGAAUCCUUAUGAAAAGAGAUAUUUCGCCGGAAACAAGUAGGGACGAUACAAAGUCCUCGGGUAAUUUAAAUAUGAUGCAAGCAGCAGAGGAAGGCAGACUAAAAACGAAAGAAGAAUUCUCGACUAGGAACAUCGAUUCGAUAUCUAAUACGUCUUCGCAAUUGACUUUGAAUUAUACAGUGGAAAAACCAUUGGAGAUUUAUCUGGAUGGACCGUAUGGAGCUCCAUCGAGUCACAUAUUCCAAGCGCAGCACGCGGUUUUAAUCGCGACGGGGAUCGGCGUCACCCCUUUCGCUUCUAUAUUGCAAUCUAUCAUGCAUCGUUAUUGGAAGGCCAGGCACACUUGUCCGAAGUGCAAAUAUUCCUGGGCGAGCGAGAUUCCACCGACUGUGAUGCAUCUUCGAAAAGUGGACUUCUUUUGGAUUAAUCGAGACCAGCGGUCGUUCGAGUGGUUCGUGAACUUGCUGUCGCAAUUAGAAAUGGAACAGGCAGAGCUUGGUUUCACCAUGGAACGGUUCUUAGAGAUGCAUAUGUACAUCACCAGCGCGUUACAGAAGAGUGACAUGAAGGCUGUCAGCUUGCAACUUGCCAUGGAUCUAGUCCAUCAAAUGGAGAAAAGAGAUCUUAUAACGGGUUUGAAAACCAGGACGAACGCUGGCCGACCGAACUGGGAUAAGGUGUUCAAACAGCUUCAGGAUCGGAAGAAGGGCAAAGUGACGGUGUUCUUCUGUGGUCCGCCGGAGCUAGCGAAAAUUUUACGUUACAAGUGCGGUCAAUUCGGCUUCAAUUUUAGGAAAGAAUCUUUCUGAUUUUUAUAAGAAAAUAAAAAGCUG
This is a messenger RNA of Ceratina calcarata, 3297 nucleotides long. RefSeq names its product NADPH oxidase (gene Nox). Gene Ontology annotation, biological process: defense response; superoxide anion generation. The coding region runs from base 1 to 3273 and encodes 1090 amino acids. Gene Ontology annotation, cellular component: plasma membrane; NADPH oxidase complex. The record is from RefSeq and is a predicted model, not a curated record. Gene Ontology annotation, molecular function: calcium ion binding; superoxide-generating NAD(P)H oxidase activity. The transcript is spliced from 19 exons. NCBI's taxonomy places the organism in Eukaryota, Metazoa, Arthropoda, Insecta, Hymenoptera, Apidae.